CUUUCCCUUUCUGUUUUUAGUAAGAAAAACAACCAGUCAGCGUGAAGUGUAGUUUACCAGUUUAGUCAUGAUGGUAACGGUAGAAAGUUGAUGGCAGUAGAAAAUGCCAAACAACUCUUCUGAGUUCUAACGAUCCAAUUCUAAGUAACGUCUUAUAAAUCUUUGAAACUGCUGCAACAGAAGCGUCUCUUCCUCCUCCUCCUCCUUCAAUGGAGAAACCCACCACAAACCCACAAGAAGGUCUCACCACCACGUCCCCGGAUUCCGGACACAACAUCCCGAAAUCCGACGGCGGGACGGGAGGCACCAGACACCCGGUUUAUCGAGGCGUCAGGAAACGACGGUGGGGGAAAUGGGUUUCCGAAAUUCGGGAGCCUCGAAAGAAGUCCAGAAUAUGGCUUGGCUCUUUUCCCACGCCGGAGAUGGCCGCCAGGGCUUACGAUGUCGCUGCUUAUUGUCUCAAGGGACAUAAGGCUCUCCUCAAUUUCCCAGAGCAAGCGGAGCUGCUCCCACGCCCGUCCACAUGCACGGCCAGGGAUAUUCAGAUGGCAGCUGCGGCUGCAGCCAAGGCCAUAUUGUCAGAGAACAAGGGGAGCAGCAGCAACAACGAGAAAUCUGACAGCGAUGGCGAUGACUUCUGGGCUGAGAUUGAGUUACCGGAGUUGAUCAACGGUGAGAAGGCAGUUUGGUCGGAGACAGUCACAGAAUAUUUGCCGGAAUUAUGUUAUUGGAGUUGCUGUAAUUGGACGCGUUCCAGCAGCAGUACGACGUGGACGGAAUAAACGACCUUUGGCACUGGCGGAAGUACCAUUAGUCCAUUGCCAGAUAUAUGUCACACGGCUCUAAUGUGCACAGCUGUGUGUUUAGUACUCCGUACUUGCUCAUCCGCCAAAUUUCCCCCCAUUCCCCCUCCCCCUCCUACUUGUACGUACUACGUAAGUGGUGACUGGUGUGAAUCAUAAUACCGCAUUUUUAUUCCAUUUGGUUGUUUAUCUACUUAUCUAUUUCAUAAAUUUCCAUUUGUUUUGUACUAA
Molecule: messenger RNA, 1034 nt
Organism: Nelumbo nucifera (sacred lotus)
Lineage: Eukaryota; Viridiplantae; Streptophyta; Magnoliopsida; Proteales; Nelumbonaceae
Product: ethylene-responsive transcription factor ERF023-like
Biological process (GO): regulation of DNA-templated transcription
Molecular function (GO): DNA binding; DNA-binding transcription factor activity
Source: RefSeq, a predicted model, not a curated record